AUGGGAUCUCUUUCUUUAGUUGGCUGCUCACUUGACGGGCGAGGCGCGAUGAUAAUUGCCCUUCCUUGGUCCUCGCCCCCGACUGGUGGAUUUGCACGAGAUGGAGCGGUUAAAGGAUCGGGAAAGGCUUCUGCAGGUGGCUUGGUUAGGGACAGUCAGGGGAUGUGGCUUGGUGGUUUUAUGGCGAACAUUGGGCGUACUUCGGUCCUACAGACUGGCCGAACUUGUUGGGGUAAAGGAGGGAUUGCGAUCCUACCCAGGCAUAACAGCUUUAAUCCCCCUGAGCCUAUCGGCCCAGUUCUUUCAGACCUUCGCCUUACUUAA
Messenger RNA from Striga asiatica, 324 nucleotides. NCBI's taxonomy places the organism in Eukaryota, Viridiplantae, Streptophyta, Magnoliopsida, Lamiales, Orobanchaceae. The record is from the annotation of a GenBank genome assembly.